UAAUUUCUUUUAUUAAUAUUUUUCUUAGUUUGUCCUCAAUAAUGCCAAUCCACUUGUUAAUUCUUAAAUGGCUCUGUAAAAUGCGAUUCUUGUGCUUCUGGCUACUUUGGUGAUGCUUGUGACUAAUGUUCUAUGACCUGUAAGACUUGCAUUGAUACCUCUAUAAAAUGUACUUCGUGCAAUAUUGGAUAUUACUUAAAUGGAGAAACUUGUACUGAAUGUGCCACGCAUUGUGUUACUUGUGCUGAUACAACUGGCUACUGUUUGAGCUGCGAAGGUCAAUAUUUGGUCGAUGAAUUCAAUAAAUCUUGCUCAAAUUGUACUUGUGAGACAGGUUAAUAUUAUGAUAGUGGUUAAAAAGAAUGUAUGGCUUGUAAUUCUGCUUGUACAUCAUGUGUUGGUCUUUCCAAUAACUGUCAAUCCUGUGUCUCUAACUUUUAUUUGGAUAACUCAACAUGUACUGAUUGUCCAGACCCUUGUAUAACUUGUAGUGCAAUAAACACCUGUCAAUCAUGCAUCGUUGGUUAUUAUUUAGAGGACACAACUUGUAAAUUAUGCUAAUCUCCAUGUGUGGCCUGUUCGAAUGCAGAAAGUUGCUCUCAAUGUGCAGAUGGAAAUUAUCUUGAUGGUUCGACUUGCACCCAAUGCAAUUCUUCUUGCACAAAAUGA
This is a messenger RNA of Paramecium tetraurelia, 669 nucleotides long. RefSeq lists its product as uncharacterized. The record is from RefSeq and is a predicted model, not a curated record. The transcript has 2 exons. The annotation marks the transcript as partial. NCBI's taxonomy places the organism in Eukaryota, Ciliophora, Oligohymenophorea, Peniculida, Parameciidae.